UCAAGAAACGUAAAAAUACCCUCCCCCAUUUUCCAUACCCGCCGGAGCCGCAUCACCCCCACUCAUAUAAUAAGCCAUGCAAUCCCCCAACCACAUUUUGCACACCACCAAAACUCCCAUAAAAAACAACAAGACCCUCACGCCUAGACCUACCAACCCCGCAGCCGCCCCGUCUCAGCCUCGCAGCCACGGCUCCACCACCCAGGCCUGCGCCGCCUGCAAGUACCAGCGCCGCAAGUGCGCCUCCGACUGUAUCCUCGCCCCCUACUUCCCCCACGACCGCCAGCCCCAGUUCCUCAACGCCCACCGCCUCUUCGGCGUCAGCAACAUCGUCAAGAUCGUCGCCGGCCUCAACCAGCCCGAGAAGGACCACGCCAUGCGCACCAUCAUCUUCCAGUCCGACGCCCGCGCCUCCGACCCAGUCGGCGGAUGCUACCGGAUCAUACGCAACCUCGAGCACCAGAUAAGCCUCGCCAAGGCCGAGCUCGAGAUCGUCCUCCACCACCUCACCCUCUGCCGGGCCGCCGCCCAGCAAGAGGGCCCCCCACCAGAGGACGACGACCAGGGGUGGAGGGAGCCGUACGGAGCGGAGGAGGAGGUCGCGCCGGUCGAGGAUUUGAACUCGUGGGGCUGCAUGGGCGGCGCCGACGCCCAUGCACAUGCGGAAUCUACGCCAUCCUCGUUUCCUCACGACGAUCAUCGCCAUGCGAGAAAAUGCUCUCUGGAGGAAUGCAACGACGACGAUAUGAUCAGACCCAUCUUCGAUCGCUUGGUCUGCGACGACGUGAGAGACGACGAGUUCGAACUCGACUCCGAUGGGAACAUCAUACCGAGAAACAUUACGAACUCACCCGAUAAGGCUGCGAUCAAGGAAGACGACGACGAGUGUUUCUCGUACAUUCAAGACCACCAAGAUUUGAAGGCUGCAGCCACAAUCUUCAGCCUCACAAAUUGUGAUCUAUGA
This is a messenger RNA of Salvia splendens (bonfire salvia), 964 nucleotides long. Its product is annotated as LOB domain-containing protein 28. Lineage: Eukaryota; Viridiplantae; Streptophyta; Magnoliopsida; Lamiales; Lamiaceae. The transcript has 2 exons. The coding region runs from base 77 to 964 and encodes 295 amino acids. The record is from RefSeq and is a predicted model, not a curated record.